Messenger RNA from Balearica regulorum gibbericeps (East African grey crowned-crane), 310 nucleotides. The record is from RefSeq and is a predicted model, not a curated record. NCBI's taxonomy places the organism in Eukaryota, Metazoa, Chordata, Aves, Gruiformes, Gruidae.
UCAGCGCUUGUUGUGGCUGUCCUGCGCUUCAUUCAGCUGAAGCCGAAGGUGCUAAAUCCUUGGCUGAACGUCAGUGGCCUGGUGGCAUUAUGCUUAGCCUCUUUUGGGAUGACCCUACUCGGCAACUUUCAGCUUUCCAACGAUGAGGAGAUCCACAAUGUGGGCACGUCGCUGACCUUUGGCUUUGGGACCUUGGCUUGCUGGAUCCAGUCUGCCCUCACCCUCAAGAUCAACCUGAAGAAUGAGGGGCGGAAAGUCGGGAUUCCACGAGUUGCCCUGUCAGGCAGCAUCACCCUCUGUGUGGUGCUCU